GUUCAAUAUCCUCGGAAAUCGGGUAUACGAUUCGAGUAAACGUUGGUAAACUUCUAUAACGUCAAAGAAGUCGUAAGAAAUGUAGUAAUCCAAUUCAGUUAGCAUUUUGUUACAAUAUUUAAGCAUUAGAUUGGCUUAAUACACGAUGGUAACAUUUUAAAAUUGCCAAGUUUCUCUCCGUAGUUGUACUAUUGCAAAAGACAGCGUGGGUACCGACUUGUAUGGAGGUCAGUAAAUGCAGCGCGGCACAAACUGCAGGCUCGCUUUACAUCAAACAUUUUUUUUUUAUUCGUUUGUUUUAUAAGUUUAGCCAAGCUGAUACGAUUUUUAUUUUACAAAGAGUGAUGUCUGAUAUAACCAUGGUCCAAGUUGGCUUAUAGCAACACAGAUGUCGCCUAGUGCAUGUCUAGUUAGCAUUAGCAUUAGCGUUGUGCAACAAAACCAUUCAGAAUAAGUCGAUAUCUUUAUUAUAUCAACAUGGAUAAGUUUGUAGUUCGUACCCCGCGAGUGGAAACGCCUACAAAGACAAAGACCAAAGAGAAAGUGUACAAACAAGCUACUAUUGAGUCUCUAAAGAGAGUUGUUGUGAUUGAAGACAUCCUUCGCUGUAAAUCUAUGCUGGAGCUGCCAGAUCAGAGCAAAGAAAACCUGCUGUCUGCUCUGACUGAACUCAGCCAGAAGAUCCCAUCCAGAGAGGUGCUUAAGUCCACUAAAAUAGGUCAUACUGUUAACAAGAUGAGAAAGCAUCUGGACCCAGAGGUGAGCUCAAAGGCAGCUAAAGUUUACACAGAGUGGAGGACGUUCAUCGAGGAGAAUUUGAAUAAGCCGUCUAUUGAAGUUCGUUCAGACAAACAGUCAGAAACAUUGCGCAGUAAUGCCAGAAGACUGAUGGCUGAAGCUCUGGAGGUCAAAGAGGAUUGUGGCCUUAUCGACAACAUUGAGAGAGAAGUUUUCCACCAGUGCUCCCGGCUGGUGAGCAGCUCGUACAGACGGACUGUGAGAGCGCUGGUCUUUGCCUUUAAACACAACCCUGAAAUCAGGACUCAGACUAAAGACAAUACACUGUCAGUCAACACACUGGUGUCAAAGUACAAGAAAUGAAGAAAAGAAAUUGACAAACUAUUAACUUGACUUAUUUUAAUAUUUACAUUUUUACAUUGUUUUAUUUAGUACAUUUUUGGAAAAAAGAUAACAUGUUCACAAUAUGUGGCACACAAGUAGCCAAAAAAGCUUUUUUAAAAUCAAUUCUAAAUGAUGUUUUUUUUAUUGCUGCUAGUCAAUGUGUGUAUGAUAAAACAUUCAGAGAUUGUGUUGUUAGUGAAAAUUCAAAUGUGUGAUCUGAAGAUAAAAGAUGUGGGAUAAGAAACUGAAAAAUGUCUCUGUAUCUUUUUAGUACAUUUACUUGAGUGAGCCAUACUAUUAUUAGAACACCAUAACUUA
Messenger RNA from Boleophthalmus pectinirostris (great blue-spotted mudskipper), 1440 nucleotides. It is a transcript of the gene tceanc2, whose product is annotated as transcription elongation factor A (SII) N-terminal and central domain containing 2. NCBI's taxonomy places the organism in Eukaryota, Metazoa, Chordata, Actinopteri, Gobiiformes, Gobiidae. The transcript is spliced from 4 exons. Bases 478 to 1101 code for a protein of 207 amino acids. Gene Ontology annotation, cellular component: nucleus. Gene Ontology annotation, biological process: DNA-templated transcription. The record is from RefSeq and is a predicted model, not a curated record.